This is a messenger RNA of Trichophyton benhamiae CBS 112371, 1761 nucleotides long. RefSeq lists its product as uncharacterized. The record is from RefSeq and is a predicted model, not a curated record. Gene Ontology annotation, molecular function: long-chain fatty acid-CoA ligase activity. Lineage: Eukaryota; Fungi; Ascomycota; Eurotiomycetes; Onygenales; Arthrodermataceae. The transcript has 3 exons. Bases 1 to 1761 code for a protein of 586 amino acids. Gene Ontology annotation, cellular component: membrane; endoplasmic reticulum.
AUGGCGGCCGAAGACUCGAUGCUGGCCAGGGCAGAUGCGCUCCUGGAAGCGCUCUUCUCCGAUUGGAAUAUCUACUCGACUCUGCUCGCAACAGUCCUCGUCUCAUACAUCGGAUAUACACUCUUCUUCACACCGGACCCCGAUGCACACCCGUAUGUACUGGCCCGGCAGGGAGUGGUAGCCCCCGUCAGACAGCGUGGGGAGUCUGCUUCUGUACGGGCCAUGGACGUCCCCCAUGGCUACCCGCUCAAGGCUGGACUUGGUGUUCGUGAUCCGGACACUCCUAGAUGGACUGCCGGCAGACGGGGCGACCUUCGAGAUAUAUGGAAAGCUGUUGUCCGCGGGGAGUUGAAUAGCGAUGGCACACCAUCAGGGAAAAAGGGAUCUAUCUUCACUGUGUUUGGAAACACAGCUCAAGAACGCAGUGUUGAUGAUAUUUCCCGGGAAAUCAAGAUCAUUGGACAGUAUAUCAGUGAUACCAAGGCACAAAGAGUGGCUAUAUGUCUCACUGACUCGGUAGAGAUGCUUGCAACUAUCUUCGCAAGCGCUUUCUACGGUUUUCCAACCGUUAUCAUUCCUCACAACCUUCCUCCUCAAACACUUGCUGGUUAUCUUCAAGAGACAAAGGCCGAUGUUCUCAUUGCCGAAGCUGGUGCUGUGGAAGUUACUACUUUGCUAAAAAUGUGUCCUGCUCUGAGACAUGGAAUAUGGGUUGCUCAGGAGGGCAGCCGACACAUGGACUGGAAUGAAGUCCCUGAAGGGGCUGGUAGCAAGAUCGAAGUGUCAACGUGGCACGAGUUAGUCAAUGAGAAAGAGGGCUCGGUUAGCCCUGAGGUACCCGAAUGGGAUGUUAAAUCCCCAACCCCUUCUCUGACCACUCUAUGUCCAUCUAAGAAGGGCCUAGGUUCAUUCAUCGAGUAUACUUCAGAGGUAAAGUUCUUAUCUCUUGACCAUCUGGGGAACAUGGGAACUAACCCUUAUACACAGAACAUUAUCUCUGGUGUUGCUGCAUUGGGUUCUUCUUUACCCCGCAACGAACAGCUCAAGUCAUCAGACUUGGUCUUGUCAAUUGAUUCGCUUGCACACUCUUAUACCCUUUGUUUCGUUCUAGCCGCCUUGUACUCAAAUGCAUCAAUCGCUUUCAACUCCGUCGCUGGAGAAAUCGUCGACUUUGCUCUUGCGACUACCGGAGUCUCGCCAACAAUUAUCAUCGCCUCAUCGCACACUAUGUCUGAUUACCAUGCUCAAUACAUGGGCCCGCAAUUGAACCCGUUGGUGAAACUUGGCCGCUUCUUCCAGACUCGGGCCUUAGACUCAGGAAGGAUGCCAUCAAGCAACAUUCUCUCUGCUCUAGGCGGAAGUGGGCCUGUCUCGGAACAGACAUUAAAAAAUUUAAGAUUGAUUCUUGUCUCUCAUCGAGCUGAAGGAGAUAGGAACAACCAGCUCACCAGCGAUCAACUUACAGAUUUCAGGAUCAUGACAGGUGCUCGACUCGCAUAUGCGCUUACUACUGGGAAAGUAGCUGGAGCUGUUUGUCAGACAAAUCCAUAUGAUUACAGAGGACAGCGGGGUUUCAGUCACUUUGGCCCUCCCUUGAACAGUGUGGAAGUCAAACUAGUUGAUUACGAUGAAAAGUCAGGCAAUGAGAAAGCCAUAGAGGGAAAGAUCUACAUAUCUGGACCUGCUGUGGUAUCUGGUGAAUGCAAGCUUGAAGCCGACGGCUUAUUCCAGGAGGACAAUACUCUAGUUCUCCUAGCUUGA